This is a messenger RNA of Parnassius apollo (apollo), 858 nucleotides long. The record is from the annotation of a GenBank genome assembly. NCBI's taxonomy places the organism in Eukaryota, Metazoa, Arthropoda, Insecta, Lepidoptera, Papilionidae.
AUGAGAGCCUUUAUCGCAGUGUUAUGCCUUAUGGCUUGUGCGGCGGGCGGGAGCGUGCGUGAGAAGCGCGGCUUCCUCAGCGGUCUGCACUCCGUCGGUGGCGACUACUCCGCCUAUGGCGGAAUCUCUUCCUUAGGCGGCUACUCUGGAUACGGCGGAAUAUCUGCCUUAGGCGGCAUUUCCGCACCCGCGGCUCAAGUGGUCUCCGUCAACAAGGUCGUCAACGUGCCCAGGGUUGUUAGCGUCCCACAAGUAGUCAGAGUAAACAAGGUCGUAUCCGUGCCCCAAGUUGUUUCCGUUAACAAAGUAGUAUCCGCCCCCAGCUACUCUGUCGGUUACAACGGCGGAUACGGCAGCGGGUUAGGAAGCGGGUAUGGCUACUCAGCCGGUGUACUCUGCCUGGUGGCAUGUGCCGCUGCAGAAAACGUGCGUGAAAAGCGCGGCUACCUCAGUGGGUUACACUACGGAGGCAUCGGUGGUUACUCUGGCUGCAGUGGCUACUCUGGCUUAGGUGGCUACUCCGGCUACCGUGGCUACUCUGGCUUAGGCGGCUACUCCGGUUACAGUGGCUACUCUGGCUUAGGUGGCUACUCCGCGCCAUCAGCUCAGCUCUUCACCGUCAACAAAGUUGUGAACGUGCCCAAGGUUGUGAGCGUCCCACAAGUAGUCAGCGUCAACAAGGUCGUCUCCGUGCCUCAAGUUGUGUCCGUUAACAAAGUAGUGGCCGCUCCCAGCUUCUCCUCCGGAUACAGCAGCGGAUACAACGGUAGAUACAGCGGUGGAUACAGCGGCGGAUACAGCGGUGGUUUCGGAAGCGGACACGGUGGUUACUCUGGUGGCUACUCCAGUGGCUGGUGA